AUGUUCCAAUACGAGUACGAAAAGCGUGCGUCGACUACACGUGAGACGCCCGUUCGGUCGCACGAGUACUACGCGCGCCGGCCUUUGCCCCCCAGACCGGAAUGCGACUCUUUGCCUGCUAAAACUAGUGUGCCGCUGAAAGUGUGGGUCAUCGCUGGCGCAUCGUGCUUUGCUGUGUGCGCGAUUCUUGUACUUGCUACUGUUGUGAUCACGCGGUGGGGGACCACCGAGACUUAUACCACUAGAGAGAUUUAUGAAGCACCCGAACCAAUAUAUUUCCCUCAUCCACAAUCCACGGAAUCAACAGACGAAUUACAAUAUCCUAUAUUGGAAAAACUAUCGAUAUUCAAAAAUAUAGUCGCAAAUCGAAAUCCCGAUCUAGCAUCCAAACCGCAAAUCCACCCACUCCACGACACAACUUUACACCACGCGGAGAAAAAAAUCGAAAAGAAAGACAAGCCCAAAGCAAUACCCGAAUUCAAACCAACACUACCAGACAUAUUCACCAACAAACAUAUAAAGCUCUCCGACGGCUACAUAGACUUAACAUAUGAAGAUUACUACAACGACGAAAAUUUAUACGACGAUUACAUGCAAAGCAAUACAAUGACAAGUUACUUGAUAGAAAAAGUUCAAGAAUUGUACGAAUGGAUAAAUUCUGACCCCACAUUUGUUAAGAAGGAAAAUAGUAAUUUCGGUGAGAUAUUGAAAGCCCUAAAUGACAGUUUAAUUGAGGGAAAUGUGACGAUUGUGAUGAAGAAGCUGAGGGAUGUUUACUUCGGUGAUAAUUAUACUGUGGUGAAUAGUGGAAAGCCGAUUUUGAAGAAUAGCACCAGCUUGCUCUCGUUUGGGAUUUUGACGUUGGAUGUCAUGUUGUUGCAUAAUAUACAGCUGAUGGCUUGGGAGAAUCAGGAAGGAUCCCGUAACAAAAUGCUCAAGGAUCCAGAUGUGUUCGCUUUUAACGCACUGUUCAUGGAACCUAGUAAGGUGGAGGCGAAACAGAACGAAGUGCUGCAUUAUUAUGAAAAUAGUAAACGCCAAAACGCACGUCAAGACUCUGAUGAUGAGAAGAAUUUACUUGAAAACGUGUUGGAGAUCGGAAUGAGUACCGCCAGGGCCGCCAUACAUUUGGGACGGGCGUAUAAGAAUACAAAAAUGGUGUUAAACCAACUGUCAAACCGCGAGGCGGUUGAUACCAACAUUCAAAAUCAAAUGUCCCGCAAUAUCGACGCCAACACGCACGCGCUUAACCAUCUACAAACGUCAUUUAAUGACAGUUCCAGUGUUGCCAGCAGCUAUUACACAGAUUUGGACUGCGUUUGGCUUUUGUAUUGUAAGAAUUUAGUUGCUACGUCAAAAUUAAAUCCACCUUACGGGACUAUGGCGAGGAUUAAUGGUUUAGCCCUAAGAAUGUUAGCCGGUGAACUGGUAGCAGACCGGGCGCUGGACACAAUGCUGUAUGAAGCACUGACUGGCUGGACGGAGUUGAGAUGUGCUGAUAUGUUUCCAAAGUGCAGCAAAUCCAAUGCGGCUGGGGUCGUUUUAGAUUCGAUAUUACAGCCGUUGAGAAAAACUAAAAAUUCUACGUAA
Molecule: messenger RNA, 1590 nt
Organism: Pieris macdunnoughi
Lineage: Eukaryota; Metazoa; Arthropoda; Insecta; Lepidoptera; Pieridae
Source: the annotation of a GenBank genome assembly